Molecule: messenger RNA, 1539 nt
Organism: Gossypium arboreum
Lineage: Eukaryota; Viridiplantae; Streptophyta; Magnoliopsida; Malvales; Malvaceae
Product: AP2-like ethylene-responsive transcription factor At1g16060
Exons: 8
Coding region: 261-1352 (363 amino acids)
Biological process (GO): regulation of DNA-templated transcription
Molecular function (GO): DNA-binding transcription factor activity; DNA binding
Source: RefSeq, a predicted model, not a curated record
GCACCAAGUUAGGUAGGACAAGGGAGAAAGAUAACUCAAGCCGGUAAAGACGGCAAAUCUACAUUAAUAUUUCUUUCUAGCCGGCCAUUUCUAAUUUGCUCUCCCUACAAGCUUCCAAACUCAUAAUAUUUUUACUUCUCCUCUUAUCAUCCCUUUAAAUCCCUCUUCCUUGGAGGACUCAGUCAUAUCUUUUCCAUUUUUUUUUUAAAUUUUCUCUCUUUUCUUUUCGUUGAAAUACGUAGCUGGUCAUCAACGUUUUCAUGGCGAAAUUAUCACAGCAGAAUCACAAGAACACUACACAGAAUAAUACUAGCACUGCCAGUAAUGGUGUUACUAAGGUCAAGAGAACUAGGAGAAGUGUUCCAAGAGACUCCCCUCCCCAACGUAGCUCCAUUUAUCGAGGGGUCACCAGACAUAGAUGGACAGGUCGAUAUGAAGCUCAUCUAUGGGAUAAGAACUGCUGGAAUGAAUCACAAAACAAGAAAGGACGUCAAGUCUAUCUUGGUGCUUAUGAUGAUGAAGCAGCAGCAGCACAUGCUUAUGAUUUAGCAGCACUCAAAUACUGGGGUCAAGAUACCAUCCUUAACUUUCCGUUAUCAACGUACCAAAAAGAGUUGAAAGAAAUGGAGGAUCAAUCUAGAGAAGAGUAUAUUGGAUCAUUGAGAAGGAAAUCUAGUGGUUUCUCUCGAGGAGUCUCGAAAUACAGAGGUGUCGCUAGACAUCAUCACAAUGGAAGAUGGGAAGCACGCAUUGGGAGAGUGUUUGGAAACAAGUACCUGUACCUUGGGACAUAUGCUACUCAGGAAGAAGCUGCCACAGCAUAUGACAUGGCUGCAAUAGAGUACCGGGGAUUAAAUGCUGUCACCAACUUUGAUUUAAGCCGUUACAUCAAAUGGCUUAAGCCUAACCAAACCAAACCUGAAAAUAACCCUAACCCUAACCCUAAUAUCAUAGACACUACCACUACUUCACUAGUAACACCAAACCCUGAUCAAGAACUUGAUCUAACCUUCUUCAACGGCAACAACCACAACCAGAAGCUACAAGAAUCCGAUGUAAUUAGUGAAACCUUGCUGACUCAGCCCCGACCGGUGAAUGCCACGUCAGCCCUAGGGCUUCUCCUUCAAUCUUCUAAGUUCAAGGAGAUGAUGGAGAUGACAUCCGCUGCUACAGAUCACCGCCAGUCCACAUCAAUGAUAUCGGAACCAGUGCGGUGCGGCUUCCCUGAAGACAUACAAACCUACUUCGAGUGUCAAGAUUCCAGCUGUUAUGGAAAUGGGGAUGAUCUCAUUUUCGGUGAGCUCAACUCCUUCGGACCAUCAAUGUUUCAAUGCGACCAGCUUGAUGCCUAGAGGAACUAGAAUUUCAGUGCUUAAAGACAUCUUUUGUUUUUAUUUAUUUAUUUAUUAUUCAUAUAUAAACAAAUAAAGGUGCAUGACUUAACAAAAAAUAAAGAUGCAUGUGUAGAUGCUUUGUGAAUACAAGACUAAUGGCCUUAGAGAUUAGAAUAUUGGAUGAAGUGGAGGAUUUUAGAUUUAA